AUGACACUUACAAAAUUAGAUUCGAAAGGUUAUUCGCCAAGAACUAUAAUAAUUGAUAAUUAUGACUCUUAUACCUUUAAUUUGUUACAACUUUUGAACAAUACUGAAAAUGUUAUCGUUAUUAGAAAUGAUCAAUUUUCUUGGACCGAGUUUGAACAAAACAUUCUACCACAUUUUGAUAAUAUUAUAAUAUCUCCAGGACCAGGAAGUCCCGAAAAUUCAUCGGAUUUUGGUAUUUGUUCAAAAAUUCUUAAAUUAAAUAACAUCCCAAUACUUGGUGUAUGUUUAGGACAUCAAGGAAUCGGUUAUGCAUUUGGUGGAAAGAUUAAAAAUGCUGAAAGGAUUAUGCACGGAAGAUCAAGCCUUAUAUAUCACGAUGGUGGAGAUGGCGACAUUUCCUUAUUUUCUGGAAUACCGAAUCCAUUUUGGGCAGUUAGAUAUCAUAGUUUAGUCGUUGAUAAUGAAAAUUUACCUUCAGAAUUAAUUGUAUCAGCUUGUCAUUCUUUAGAAAAAUCUAGUAAAAUCAUGGGAUUAAAACAUAUAAAAGAACCGAUUUAUGGUGUACAAUUUCAUCCAGAGGCAUGGUUUUCUAUUUGCACAGAAUAUGGUUAUAAAAUAAUAAAGAAUUUUAACGAAAUAACAAAAAAGUACCAUGGAAAAAAGCAAGGAUUAACAUUUUCAAGACCAAAGCUUCCAUAUAAUAUUUCAGCACUUUCAGUAAUUCCUUCCAAUUUUUUUAUUUUCAAUCCAAUAACAAGGAUUAAUAAUAAUAAACCAAAAUAUUAUCUUGUAAUGAAACAAUUUCACGAGAAUAAAUGGUUAGAUCCAUACCUGGUGUUUAAAGAAAUUCAACAAGAUUCACAAAAUGGAUUUUCAUUUAUGGGUUCAACACCAAAUUUUUCAAAUACGUUUUCAGUGUCAUAUUCCACUUUAGAAAAAGAUUUGAAAAUACAUUGCACAAAUGGAAAAAUUAUUUCAAAAAAAUUAGAAGAAAAUCAAACAUUUUGGGAUUGGAUGUCAAAUGCAACAAGACUAAUUAAUCAAAAUAUUGGCAUCACAAAAAUAUUAAAAAAUAAUGGAUUGCUUUAUGAUAUCUUAAAAUUAAAAAAAAAAGAGCAUCUAAUAAUACCAUUUGAUUUCCGCUUGGGAAUGGUUGGUUAUUUUGGCUAUGAAAUGAAAUGUGAAUCUAUGCCUGGUUAUGUAAAGGUUGUUCCCAAUGGUGUUGGCCCAAACAAUAAAUGUCCUGAUUCAGCAUUUAUAUUUUCAACAUAUGCAAUAGUAUUUGAUCACUUAAAAAAAAGAUUAUGGUCAAUUGGAUUAAUUAAAAAUGAUGAUGGCAAUUCAUUGAUAGAUUAUAAUGAGUUGGAAGAAGAUUAUGAAUUAUGCCUUACAACACAAUUUCAUACCAAGUUGCCAAAUAAACUAAAAAAUAUUGAUGAUAUUCUAGAGUUGUAUUACUACAUUAGAUCAAAUAAUCCUGCUCCUUAUUCAGCUUUUAUUUAUUUCAAUAACUUAAGUUUAUCAAUAUUAAGUUCGUCACCUGAAAAGUUCUUAGAAAUAGAUGAUAAAGGAGUUAUAGAGAUGAAGCCAAUAAAAGGUACAGUUGCAAAAGCAAAUAAAUGCUUUUGUGAAAAGAAGACUAAUGAAACAAAGGAUCAAUAUUAUGAUAACAAAUGUGAUAACGAAGAGUGUUGUAAAAUUAAAAGAAAGGAGGAAGAUUUAAGAAGAAUUUAUAUGCUAAAAAGAAAUGUUAAAGAAAGAGCUGAAAAUUUGAUGAUUGUGGAUUUAAUACGUAAUGACCUUUCACAGAUAUGUAUUCCUAAUACAGUCAAAGUACCAUAUUUGAUGAAGGUAGAAUCAUAUAAAAGUGUUCACCAACUUGUGACAACUGUUAAAGGAAAUUUAAAUAGAAAUAUAGAUUAUGUUAAUGUCAUCAAAAAUUGCUUUCCUCCUGGAUCAAUGACUGGUGCUCCUAAAUUACGUAGUGUACAAUUACUUGAAAAAUUAGAAAAUUAUACCCCAAGGGGUGUUUAUUCUGGUUGUUUAGGUUAUAUUUCAUUAAAUGAGCCAAAUAAUCCUAAUAACUGUGGAGGUGGUGCUCAUUUCAGUGUUGUCAUUAGAACAGUUAUUAUUUGUGAUGAAAAAGAUAUAUCAGUUGGUGCUGGUGGUGCUAUCAUAAAUCUUUCAAACCCAGAAACGGAAUGGCAAGAAGUUUUAUUAAAAUCACAAUCCGUUAUCCCAAGGUAA
Messenger RNA from Entrophospora candida, 2247 nucleotides. Lineage: Eukaryota; Fungi; Glomeromycota; Glomeromycetes; Entrophosporales; Entrophosporaceae. The record is from the annotation of a GenBank genome assembly.